GUUGGAUCUGCGCCCUAGAUCAGGGACCUCCUCCCCUCCCUGCCCACAGCGGUGCGCCCCAAUAUUAGUAGAGAACAUGUGGAUUACUGGAAAGCAGAGGGGUUCGGUUUGCCUCACUACAUCCCCCUGCUGAUUCCUUAUCAUCCUUUGCAAUAAAGAGGAAAUGCGCUCCCAGAUCCCCAGCAGACCAAUGCAAAUAACAGACGCCAGCUUGAGGCGGACUUAUUUGACAGUGGAGAUGUCGAACUUUACGCACGGGUCUGUACCUAUCAACGAGUCGCUGGACAACUCAAGUGAAAUCAUUCUGCCAAUCUUUAUGUUUGCUGGCGGGGCCAUUGGGAAUCUGAUCGCGAUACUUGUCCUUUCUGUGUCCCGACAGCAGAAAAAGACCUCCGCCUUCUUCUCGUUGGUGCGCGGUCUGGCUGUGACGGACCUCCUAGGGACCUGUUUGGCCAGCCCGCUCACAAUAGCCAACUACAUGGACCACCAUGUGCUGCACGACCACCGCGUCUGCGAGUUUGACUCCUUUCUGUUGCUGUUUUUUGGUUUGACCGGACUGAGCAUCAUUUGCACCAUGGCAGCAGAACGGUAUCUGGCCAUCUGCUGUCCCUACAGAUACCAGCGGUGGGGGGUGGACAGCCGCUUUGCGCAAAAGUUCCUUCUCUUCAUUUACAUCAGUCACAUUUUAUUCUGCUGCCUCCCCAUGAUGGGCAUAUCGAGGAGCGAGCUGCAGCCGCCCGAAACCUGGUGCUUUAUUGACUGGAAGACCCCCGAGCCUGUAGCUGCAGCCUAUGCGGUUCUGUACGGGGCCGUGAGCCUGCUGCUCAUCCUCGGCACCAUCGCGCUCAAUCUGGCGGUGUGCGGAGCGCUGCUGCUGAUGCGCCGCAGAACCGUGCAGCGGAACUUUAGCAGAGCCAGCGUCAGGCAGAGGUGGAGGGCGCUGUCCACGGCCGCGGAGACGCAGAUGAUCGCAGUGCUGGUGAUGACCUCCGCGGUGGUCCUGGCCUGUUCGGCUCCCUUGGUGGUGCGCAUUUUUGCCAACCGCUUCCAGAAUGACCAAAAGGCAGAUCUGACAGCCAUCCGGAUCGCCUCGUUGAACCCCAUCCUGGACCCCUGGAUCUACAUCCUCCUCAGGAGAUCCCUGUUUCGACGUUUGCUCAGUCUAUCCAGGAGAUGCGACAGCCCCACCACUAUUUGCCCGCCUUCUCCUCAAAGUGAUCUGCUCUGUCCUGAGAUCAUGAAGCAGAACCGCGUGUUUAUUCAGCUGAUGUGCAAUGCACACAUCAUCACUCAGCUGCCUGCUUCUGUCAGCUUCACACCAUCUAACGCUGAGAUCCUCGGCCAGACUUGAGGCUCUGCAGAAUCAGUGGAUUUUAGUUACAAGCAGCUGUAAGGAAGCAGAACGACUCUCUAUAAAAAUUCGAUACUGUGACUAGAGACACAGUUAUUAUCAGAAUCUGCUUUAUUUACAUUAAUGCAGACAGAUGAAGUAUAAAUAUGCAAAAGAAAUUAUAAAAAUAUAUAUUUUUUAAAUAUAUAAAUAUUUACAAAUGUACAAAUGUGAGUAAUGUUAACGUGGACAUUCUGAAUUCUAAGUUUUGUUGGAGAGACUUUCUGGAGGAAAAACUGUCUCUGUGCUGGAUAUGUCUUUGUUAAUGUUACUCUGUUGUGCAGACAUGACCUCUACCAGACUGGGGAGAAGAUUAUCCCCUAUUAUGCUCUCCACAGAUCUGAUUGUUUGUUGGACUUUGGACCUCUUCAGUUUUAUUUCCACAAAGGGCAAUAAAAAGAAAAGUCUGAAUAAGAAUUCCUAUAGAAGGUUAGCUUCUUAGGUUGUUGCAAAAAAUACAGUCUCAUGUCGGCCUCCU
Molecule: messenger RNA, 1868 nt
Organism: Cyprinodon tularosa
Lineage: Eukaryota; Metazoa; Chordata; Actinopteri; Cyprinodontiformes; Cyprinodontidae
Product: prostaglandin E2 receptor EP4 subtype-like
Exons: 2
Coding region: 164-1351 (395 amino acids)
Biological process (GO): cellular response to prostaglandin E stimulus; negative regulation of inflammatory response; positive regulation of cytosolic calcium ion concentration
Cellular component (GO): plasma membrane
Molecular function (GO): prostaglandin E receptor activity
Source: RefSeq, a predicted model, not a curated record